Messenger RNA from Panthera uncia (snow leopard), 16699 nucleotides. RefSeq names its product StAR related lipid transfer domain containing 9 (gene STARD9). The coding region runs from base 57 to 13403 and encodes 4448 amino acids. Gene Ontology annotation, cellular component: cytoplasm; centriole; nucleus. NCBI's taxonomy places the organism in Eukaryota, Metazoa, Chordata, Mammalia, Carnivora, Felidae. Gene Ontology annotation, molecular function: microtubule motor activity; ATP binding; microtubule binding. The transcript is spliced from 27 exons. The record is from RefSeq and is a predicted model, not a curated record. Gene Ontology annotation, biological process: spindle assembly; microtubule-based movement.
GGGGCUGGGGAUGCUGCGGAUGGGCGGACCUGCUAGGCUUGGGCUGUGGCCGGGGGAUGGCGAACGUGCGGGUGGCCGUGAGGGUCCGACCUCUCAGCAAGAGGGAGACCAAAGAAGGGGGAAGAAUUAUCAUGGAAGUUGAUGGCAAAGUGGCAAAAAUCAGAAAUUUAAAGGUGGACAGUCGACCAGAUGGCUUUGGUGACUCCCGGGAGAAGGUGGUGGCAUUUGGCUUUGAUUAUUGCUACUGGUCAGUCAACCCAGAGGACCCCCAGUAUGCAUCUCAGGAUGUGGUGUUCCAAGAUUUGGGAACCGAAGUACUGUCUGGAGCUGCCAAAGGCUACAACAUAUGCCUUUUUGCCUAUGGGCAGACAGGCUCUGGGAAGACAUAUACCAUGCUGGGGACCCCAGCCUCUGUUGGGUUGACGCCACGGAUAUGUGAGGGUCUCUUCAUCAGGGAGGAAGACUAUGCCCCACUGCCUUCCUCUUGUAGGAUAAAAGUAAGUUUUCUGGAAAUCUAUAAUGAACGAGUGCGGGAUCUGCUGAAGCAAUCUGAUCAAAAAAAGUCCUACAGUCUGCGGGUCAGGGAGCACCCAGAGAUGGGGCCCUAUGUACAAGGUUUAUCUCAACAUGUAGUUACCAACUAUAAGCAAGUAAUUCAACUCUUGGAGGAGGGAAUAGCAAACAGAAUCACAGCAGCCACUCAUGUUCAUGAAGCCAGCAGCAGAUCCCAUGCCAUCUUCACUAUCUACUAUACACAGGCAAUCCUGGAGAACAACCUCCCCUCUGAAAUUGCUAGCAAGAUCAACCUUGUGGACCUAGCAGGCAGUGAAAGAGCAGAUCCCAGUUACUGUAAGGACCGGAUUACUGAAGGAGCCAAUAUCAACAAGUCUCUUGUGACUCUGGGAAUUGUCAUCUCCACUUUAGCCCAGAAUUCUCAAGCAUUCAGCAGCUGCCAGAGCCUCAACAGUGCAGCCAGUGAUGGUGGUGACAGUGGGAUCCCUAGCUCUCCUUCUGGGACAAGCAGUGGAGGGGGGCCCUCUCGGAGGCAGUCUUAUAUCCCAUACCGGGACUCCGUGUUGACCUGGCUGCUGAAGGACAGCCUUGGCGGCAACUCCAAAACUAUCAUGGUUGCCACUGUGUCUCCUGCACAUACUAGCUACAGUGAGACCAUGAGCACACUGAGAUAUGCAUCUAAUGCCAAACACAUCGUCAACAAGCCUCGGGUAAAUGAGGAUGCCAAUAUAAAACUGAUCCGAGAACUCAGGGAGGAGAUCAGAAGACUAAAAGCCAUGCUGUUGAGCUUCGAACUGAGAAACUUCAGUUCAUUGAAUGAGGAAAAGGAUGAGAAUCUGAAGGAGCUGGUUCUCCAAAAUGAAUUGAAGAUAGACCAGCUGACUAAAGACUGGACCCGGAAGUGGAAUGAGUGGAAGGCCCUCCUGGAGCAUUACAGAGUGGACAUCAACAGGAGGCGGGCUGGAGUGGUCAUUGACUCCAGUCUGCCACACCUGAUGGCCUUGGAGGAUGAUGUACUCAGCACAGGAGUCGUGCUGUAUCACCUGAAGGAGGGGACAACAAAAAUAGGAAGGAUUGACUCAGAUCAGGAACAGGACAUUGUUCUGCAGGGGCAGUGGAUUGAGAGAGACCACUGCACUAUCACGAGUGCCUGUGGGGUAGUCAUUCUGCGGCCUGCCCAGGGGGCCCGCUGCACAGUCAAUGGCCGGGAGGUCACUGCCUCCUGUCGUCUGACCCAAGGAGCAGUCAUAACGCUGGGGAAGGCACAGAAGUUCCGAUUCAACCACCCAGCAGAGGCCGCUGUCCUGCGGCAGAGAAGGCAGGUCGGAGAGGUUGUCGGUGGCAAUGGCUCUUUGGAAUGGUUGGAUUUGGACGGAGAUGUCACUGCCUCCCGGUUGGGUCUCUGCCCUUUGCUUUGGAAGGAGAGGAAAGUGCUGGAAGAGCAGAGCGACCAGGACCGCCAGCCACUGGGGGCUGGAGUGGCGCCCCACAGGGCCGCCAUUCAGCACCAGCACUACGUGGGGGAUUUGAGGCAGCGGAUCCUAGCAGGACAGAUUAGAGCCAGACAGGAACUGGAGUUCGACCAAGCACACCUCAGCCGGCAAAUUAAAGACAACCAGCAGUGGCUGCUCAUAGAAGAGCCCCGGCUGGCUGGCUUGCAGCAGCAGCAACAGCAACAGCAGCAAGACCACAUCGCAGAGAAAGAACUCGAGGCUUGUGUGCGACCUGGUGCUUGGCUCCAGACAGAUCUUGAGACUCUGCCUCCCCCACUGGUCCGAAGCCAGAAGAGGGAGGUGCGACUGCAGCUUGGGCGCAGGAACUUGCUUCGGGCAGCACAGAGGGACAUCCGGCGAAGAAAAGCCUCCUUCCAGCUAGAGAGAAUCAUCAAGAAGCAGAGGCUGCUGGAGGCCCAGACAGGACUGGAGCAGCCCAAGGCAUUGUGUGGGCUCCAGGAUGACCACACCCAGAAGCCCCCAUACCGGCUCCCUGGUGCUGGUGCGAUGGUCCGAGGAUCUCAACACAGAAGCAGACUGACAGAUUGCCGUUCUCUGAGCCUCCAGAGGCUCUGCAGCCAGUAUUUUCCCAGGCUACACAGUAUUUUCCUGAGUCGAGAUCCCUCCACCAUGGUACCUCCUUUGCCUGAUCCUACUGACCAAAUAUCAGAGACAAUUCCAUCAGAAGAAUAUUUGCCCCAGGCUGCUUCUUACCCUCCAAGGACAGGGCAUUUCAGCAAGAAUGCCCUCUGUUCCUCAGGCAAGGGGCAUCUCUGCAAAGCCAGGGGGGCCUUGGCAAGGAAAGGAGCCUCAGCCUCAGGCACCUGUCUCACUGUGAGUUCUGAGUCUGCCAGCAUCCAGGAAAUGGAGAGCGUGGGUAAGCAGCCCUGUUGGAUGGUGUCCCAGAGCUUAGCAUCUCUUGACCAUUUAGCUAACAAGCUAAAGCCAAAGGAUGAGCCAGAAGCACUCAGCCCUUCCACCUAUACCAGGAGGGGUAGGGGACUAGCAGACUCUGACCACACACGAUCAAGGUGGCGUAAAGAAGGGAACGUUGGGACCCACAAGACUGCUAAGGGAGCCAGAUGCAGUUCCUCACAUCCCUGUGGACCCAGACAGGCAUCUGGGCAUGGAAAGGCAGCCAAGACUUUCUGGGUAGAAUCCAAACCACCUUCUUCAAGCAAGGCAUCAAAAAGGCAGCAGAGGGUUCUGGUAGCUAGGGCCAGAGACAUUGUCAGAAAUUCCUCUUGUUUGCCUCAUGGCAGCUCUUUGAGGAGGCAGCACAGUGCAGGAGACCCAGAUUCCACAUCCUCACUCACUGAUUGCAGCCCAAGAGUGGAUCUUGUAAGAGGGAAAGAUGGUGACUUAUCUGAUGCGGAUAGCAGUUACUCAGUGGAUUCUCUCUCCUAUGUCUAUGCCAAAGCCCAAAUGGAGCCACUGAAGCCAGGGGACCUCCAGGGGAAGGAACAGGAUCUCCCAGAGUCAGAGAACUCUGAAAGUGAUGACAGCCAAAUAUCUGAGGACUCGCUGGCUGAGAAAGGAUAUGAAAGCCCGCCAGACAGUUCAGGGAGCAGUUAUCUCACCAACCACCAUGGCCACCCCAGGGCCAGAGCUAAAGUCCCUGUGAGGGGCUUCACCAUGUCCUCAGACAGUGAACUAUUCACCCAAACUUGCAGGAGCUUUUCCCUGGAUAGCCUGAUUGAUGCCAAGGAGGAACUGGGGGAAGAUCAGCAAGAGCCUUUCUUCAGUUCAGCUGAGGAGAUGCCCGCAGAGACAUUUUGGCACCUGCAGACCUCCAGUCUGCCCAUAGUGGACCAGGAGGCAAUGUGCAGGCUUGGUCCCAUCAACCAUAGAACAGGAACCAGGCUGGAUGCCAUCCUGCCAAUGAGCAGUUCAUUUUACCUUGGCCCCCGACCCCAGCCUCACUGUGAACAACCUGAGUCGGAGAUAGAGGUGAGCUCCUCUGAACAGGCAAACACACUCCAAGGCCUGCAGCUUUCCAGAGGGAGCCCUCUGUUGUCCAUGGAUUCCUGGUUUUCCUGUGACUCUAAGAUCAAUUCCAGCAGCCCUUCAGGAAUAGUGGGUUCCUUAUGUCCGAGUCCUGAUAUCCAGGAAUUUCAACCCCAGGGUCAGGAGCAGCCUGGACAAUGGCAAAAUAUGGAAGAACUCAAGCCAUCAGGGGCAGAAACACUCCUGCCUUAUAACUCCAAAGUACCCCAAGGCGGCACUGAGCUGCCUUGCCAUAUAAGAGGUGUGUACACAAUCCCUGCCUCUGAUACAUCCAGGCUGUCAUUCUGGGGGUCGUAUAGGCUUCUUCAGCCACGAGUUGCUGGCAUCUUUCGAGCCAGAGGUACCCCUGAUACAGCCCAGCAGGGCAACUCGGAAGCAUCCAACACCUCUAGCCUAUCAAGUGUUUUGGCUGCCUCUGCCGCCUCAUUAACUCAUGUAGGCAGUGCACCUGAGAGGGACUGGGCUGCCCUUCAGCAGAAGUACCUCCUUGAACUGUCUCAUCCUGUUCUGGAGGCUGUGAGAGAGCCCAGGCCAGCUUUCCCCUCCCUCGAAGAAGACUCCACUUCCUUUACCCAAGCUUCUGGCAAAGAAACAGAUACUGUCUUGCCAGUUGGUUUUGGGGUAUCCAGCAGUCUGCAUUUCAGCACCUUUCCUCUCCAUUUUUCCAAAAUUAGGCAUUUGAGAGCAGAGAAAGAACAGGACAGUCUGAGCACUGAGAUAGAAGGUACUUCAGAUUUCCUUACAACUAGAGAGAAAGAGGUGAGUCAUAGUGGAACUUACUCAGCAGAUGUAGAAUCAUUGACUUCUGGAACUAUAAAUGCACCAGUCUUUGUAGCCGAGAACAAGGUGGCAAAUUCCAUGACACAAGCACGUGAAGACAAGCAGAACAGUUUGGAAGAGUCUUCGCAGAGUAAUGGGAAGCCUGGACUGAUGACUUCCUCUGAUGAAUGUUUCUUCCUCAAGAGCCCUUGUCACAGUAAUGUCACCAUAGCCACUAAAGAAAACCACUGGCCCCGCGGCUGGGCUCCUCUCAGAAAGAAUAGUGCAGGCCAGGAGGGGCACUUAAGUCACAACAGCUACCUGCCCCUCCAGGAGGAGAAGGUGAACUAUCAGGAGAGCUCCAGGGAAGUGGUUGGAAGGCACACUAGCGUUUCAUUCGCGUCAGGUCCAGAGCCAUACCCCCACUCUGCUGCCUGGAAUCCAUUCCCGUCUUCCUUGAAGCCACCCCCCUUGGAGACAUUCUAUGUGACCAAAAGCCGGGAUGCCCUGACAGAAACUGCCUUAGAGAUUCCGGCUUGCAGAGAAUCAAGAGUGCCUUCCCCACCCCCCAGGGAAGCCUGGGGCUUUGGUCAUGACCACCAGGUUCUCCACAAUGUUUAUGUGAAGAAUAAUUUGCCAGUGCUGUUACAAAACCACAAUUCCAAGAUUCCCUCAUCUCAGCAGGUCACAGCAGGGAGGCCAGUUCAUCUGAACACCAAGGAAGGUAUCAGAAAAAUGGGGGAAUGCCCUGGAAAUACUGAAGAAGAAAGCCAUAAUUCAGUUUAUCUUUUUGUUGGUCAGAACAGACAUUUUCUAUCUACUAGCACAAAAGUAUGUGAAUUUGAAAAUCAAGUUGGAAUUUUAAAUGAACACAGUCUUUCAUCACUUGAGGAAAAAGAAAAGGCCACAAUACAGUCCUCUUGCAAUGUUUCCUCAAACCAUUGUAGGUCUGGGAGGCCUCUCCUUGUUUGUGAGUCUGAGGCAGAUGGGGAAGAAGAGCAGGAUCACCAUGUAGUCCUAAGACAGACCCAGGCGUUUGAUAUGAACAGACAGCUUCCUUCCGGGGCCAGGUCUGAUUUCAUCUAUAAAACCAUCAAUUUAGCCCUUGACAAGGACAUGCUGGGGGAAACUGCUGUUUCUUUGCAGUCUAAAUCAGUAUGUCAUAGAGUAAGAGGCCCAGAGAUGAUGGCCCAAGAUGAGAGUCCAGCUCACAAGGGUGGGGGGAAAGCAGAGGGGAAGAGUGAAUCUGGGCUUCUUGGGAAAUCUCUCCAUUCCAAAGGCUGCUCAAAAGAGUUUAAGCUUCCACAGACAGAGUCUACAUAUGAAAGAUUCCGGUCAGUUAUAAGCUCUCAGGAAAAAAGCCUGAGUGAAUGCAAGGGCUCUGGAAGAUCACAAGAAACAUUAAACCCCAAAGAAGAACCUUCUGGAAGAAAACAGAAUAAAAGAGUUAACAGUGCUGAUGAAAUGGCCAGGCUAAUUAGGAGUGUAAUGAAGCUGGAAAAUGGCAUCUUAGAAAUUGAAUCCAAGCAAAAUAAGCAGCUAUAUGCUCCUCCCACACAGGGAGUCAGUAAGGAGUCUGUGUUCCAGGACCAGCGGGACCGGGAGAUGGCUGACUGUGCCCUGAGGUCAGGCAGCUCUGGAAACCACCUGUCUUUCAAGGAUCAGCCAUCUUCUCCAAAACAGAUAGAUGAUUUUACCUUUAGGGAUAGUGAAGCUGGAGAAAUGGAGGUUAACAAUAGCGUUGGGAAAGGUCCCCAAGUCCGAAAAAUCAUCUUGAGCCCCUUCAAGUUAAGGGAAUGUAUACAAGACAUUAAGUUUGUGACAGAGCACACUCCCCCAGCUGUAUUAGACAGACCAUCCUGGGACACUUGUGAUUGCGUAGGGACAUGUACAGCUGGUAGAGGGUUCGCAGACACUUGCAGUAAUCCAAGAACUGAGGCAUCAGCUAGUGCUCUGCCAUCACAGCCCAGAUUGAAGAUGUCUUCUGAGAAGGAGAGCGAGGCAGGGAAUGCAUCUGCAUGCCCCAGAGGGCAGCCCUGUAGCUUGGGAGGUCUUGAGGAACUGGAAACUGUGAAAGAUUUUCAGGAGAGCCAAGUUGCCAAACAUGUAAGUAGUUCUAAGCAAAAGGGGCCAAAAGCUCAAGGCCGAGUUGAGGAAAUGAUUGUGCGAACAGGAGGGAGCCUACUGGAGGAAGACAAAAUGGUCUCAUGGACUCAGAAAGUUCCUAGCCCAAGCCCACAUUGUGUGAGCACAUCUUUUAGCCAGGAGACUGGCCCAUUGCUGAGCCAGCCAGAUUCCUCUGUGGCUCCUCACAGAGACCUGAGUGGUACCUUGCCUUUGGAUUCUCCAAGGCUACCAAGAAACUAUCUUCACGCAUGUGAUACUGUACACAUUGACAAUGUGCUGGAUCCCACGAUGUUCAAAAUGACUAACAGUCCCUUGGUAACUGGAGCAGGGCGUCAAGACCAGAAUGGAGAGCCCCGAAGCUAUAGCCCUCAGGGAGAUGUUAGAGGGGGCUUUUCCUUGGCACACACUGCUUGGUGUGAGUCUGUGAUAGCUACGGCCAUGGCAUCUCAUGGUCAGUUCCAUGUACCAGAGAGCAUUUCCCUGGGGGCAGAGAGCAGGAGAUCAGCAAGCACUCAAGAUGAAGGAGGGGACCUCAGAAGCAUCAUGAUGGGCUUGAGUCCCAGGGAGAGUUUUGCUUCUGAAGCUGAGGCAGCUGUGCAAAGAGGAUCAGAAAGAGCCAGUCCCCUGAAAAGGGGAUUUAGCCCACUUGAAAAGAAGACCAGCUGCCUCUUAGAAGAGGGUAACAGUCAAGGCCAGCAGGCUAAGCAGAAGGCAGAGAAGGAGGCUAAGGACCUCAGUCCUCCUGGUGGUGCUUUCUCAGCACCUGUGUCCCUGCCGAGGGUGCCUCACCUAGAGCACUGUGCUCAUACAUCUACGGACCUGGCUGUGUUAGAGGAGAUCAGACAAGCAAAGGCCCAGGAAAAGCAACUUCAUGGCUUAGGGGCUGAUGGCAAUGUUCUUCCUUACUAUGUGACUUUAUUAGAACCUGAACAUUCUUCAGGGGCCCGUGGUAGGCCUCAGUGUCCACAAAGGGACCAGUUGGUGUCAGAUAGGACCAGGAAUGAGGAUGAAGCACAAGGAUUUUAUGUGACAUCUCUCUCUGCUGAACCAGGACAUCUGUCGACUGAUGAGGCCACACCCCUCCCUGCAGACAGCUUUCAACAUCUGCCCAACACUGAAACUAAAACAGGGCCACGGCAUCCCUCACAAACUUCCUCCCAUGCAGCCCCUGUUCCAGGUAAAAGCCAUUGUACUGGAGAACGGAGACAUUUUCUGGGAGCUGGUGAACAGUUUGUAUGUCACUGUAGCUCUUCUGAAAUCAUAGAGAAAAAGAAAAAAGCAACCAGAACACCUUCCUCUGCUGAUCCUGUGAGCUCAGACAGUUUUUCUUCCACACUGGUAGUGGACAGGAGGGUAAGGUCAGAGAAAGCAGUGGCUGCCUUAUCUUCUUGGGCCCCUUCUGGUGAUCCUGGCAUGAUUCUGUGUGGGGGAAGCCAGUUAGCUCAAUGGGAGACUGCAGAAGGCACUCGCCCUGGUGGUCAGGAGACCAACCCAGUGCUUCACGAACCUAGAAUUCUAGAUACCACUUGUGGUGGAGGUUCAGGUAAUUUCUCAGUGGCUGCACAGGGAGGAAAAACAACCUAUUCUGAAAGUGGGCUUGUGACCUGUGAUGUUCAGAAUUCUGUCAGCCUCUCAGGACGUACCCAAGACCAUGGCCGGUGCUUUGAGGCUUCUAUUGGCUUAGAGGAAGGGGGGGCAAGUCCCAAACAGGGUACCAUCCUGCCUGGAGCCCCAAGAAGGGUUGAUACAGAAGCUCCUUCACAGCAACAUGUGAAGUGGGAGGAGAGCGAUGACUGUGGGCUGGCAGAAGCCUGCAGCCCAGCAAACAGUGCCAGCAGCAAACAUCCUAGACCAACUCCAUUGCCAGAUCAAAGACCUAGCCCUGAUUCUGAAGUUCAGGAGGAGUCCCAGUGCAGACAUCCACAGGAAACUUUAGACCGUGUCGUCAUCUCAGGGAGCAUGGAAGGCAGCAGGGCUCUUAGUCCACCUAGGGGGCAGGAAGACAGUGGAACAUCGCCUUGCUGGCAUCUUUGCAAUCCUCAACCCAUGGAUUCUCGUGCCUGUGCAUCCCCGUCCUAUACUUUAUCGUGUUACAGAGACGGUGACCUGAGGAAGGGGAGUGCCAAGACUGCCCUACAUACUCUCCAUCCACCCUGCAUAGUAUCUUCCAGAGCCUGUGGAAUGGAUGAGACAGCAGAAAGCUAUUCCAGGGCACCUGAAGUGCUCUGGACUCCUGGCCUUGAGCCCAAAGGCAUUCGUGUAGUAUUUGCACCAGCAGACAUCAGUUCUUGGGAGCCUUCCGCUUCCGCUCCUGUCCUAUCUCUGGCUCAAGAGGGCAGCUCCCCUUCCGCCCCUGAUGUGAUGACAUGUUCCUUGAGCCACUCAGUGGCUGAUGGAAGCUCAAGGUCAGGAGAGGAUCCUGAGAAAAAGGUUGCUGAGAAGAAAGCCAGCCUAGAGCCUGAGGCUACCUUUUCCUCUGCAGACAUGUACUCUGAGCCAGUGAGGGAAUUUCAGGAUAGCUCUGUAGGUGGCCAGAAUGCACAGGACUCUCAAACCAAGCCAGAACCACCUUUAACAACUGGGAGACCAUACACCCUGAAUUUAAGUAAAGGGUCUAUUGAGAGUGAGCUUCUGGGGGAACCUCAGCAUGGAUGUUUAGAAGAUGCCAUCCAGUGCCUUCCAGAAAAACCACAACUUUCCACUCAGUCCAGAGAUCACAGUGGAUUGGAUCCCCAAGCCAAGUUUGUAGCAAAGUUAAAACACAUUUCUAGGCACCAAGCUGACAGUCCCUGGGAUGAGGAAGAGCAGCAGAGACACCAGGCUUCGGGUGGUUGGGAAGAGCCUGCCCAGGGCAGGAGCUCCCAACCUUCCCAUGAAGGUGGGUUGGACAGCUGUCGAAUUACAGAUGCAGGCAGAGAGGAAGCAUCUGUAGCCCAUCUGUCUGUGUCCAAGGUGCUUUCAUCAGGCUUUGAAGACUCAGCCUCCAUGCCUUUGGGGCAGAGUGGAGCCCCAUGGCCCACACCCCAGAGCCCUGGCCUGCCUGCCUCUGGCAGGGAGCAGCCGGCUCCCCAUCAUGGGUGCUCACUUCCUGUGAUUUCAGUCUUUUCUGGCCCCAAACACUCCAGGUCCUCCCCCAGACCACAGUUCUCUGUGGUCAGCUCUUCCCGGUCUCUUCAGGAGCUGAAUUUGAGUGUGGAGCCUCCUUCCCCCACAGAUGAAGAUACACAGGAACCUAACAGAUGGUGGACUCCACAUCUCAGGGGUCAUUUCAAAGGAAAGUCAGCAGCAGGAACAUCUCUGAAAGCUGAGGGCUGCAGUCAGAAAGCCUCAUCUAACUGGGACAUGAGCACUCCUGGUCACCAGCCCCCACAACCUGCCAACCCUCCUUACCCAAAGUCCUCAGAUCUUUCUUUCAUGCCAAUCCCUGACUUCAUGACAGGCUGGACAUCUAGUACCCUGGAAGAGUCCUGGCAGGAAAAUCCAGAGAAGUGGCACUCCAGGGUAGACAAAGGAACGUUACACUUUGGCUCCAGGGACAUCAAUCCCUACAUCCUCUACUCACGUCCACAGGGUCCUGUGCACGUUGGCUGGAAGCAGUAUGUGUUUGGCAGUGCCGCGGAUGUCUCUUGUACCCAGGGCCCAACACCAUCAAACAUGGCCCGUUGUUCAAGCAUGGACGAUGGCCUCGAAGACCAGAACUCUCCUUUCCACUCCCACCUUAGCACCUAUGCCAAUGGCCGGGACCUGGGGAGCACACAGAGCAGCAUUAGAAAUGCCCAAGGUUCACAGGAGGCCUGGGAAGUAUGGGGCUCCUCAUUUGCCUUGGGGAGCCCCCACAUCCUGAACAUCCCUGAAGGAAAAAUCCCCAGUAAGGGUCCUGACAAGAGAGCCCAGACCCUGGGCACUCCUGAUGAAGCAGGCUCUCUGAGGAGUAGGCCCCUGUUGGCAGAAGAAAGUGCUGCAGGUCCAGUAGAUGAGAUUAUGCUUCUGUAUCCAUCAGAGGCAUGUGGCCCUGUGGGGCAGUCCAGGAUGAACACCUUGGAGCAGGGCACACAGACCCUGGGCUGCAGUGUCUGCUGGAGCUCCACUGACAUCUCUGCUCAGCCAGAAACAAGUGCAGUGCCAGGCUCUGGUCUGGUCUCCUGGACUAGCAUGCACAACCUGUCUCUCCACCUCUCACAGCUGCUACACAGCACCUCGGAGCUGUUAGGGAGUUUCUCCCAGCCAAGUGUGGCUGAAAAGGAGCGGAACUUCAAGAGGGAGUCCCCAGAUGAGAUGACCCAGGCCCUAAUGAUGGACUGCUGUACUCAGACCACCAUGGAUGAGGGCAUCCAAACUGAACUGGCCUUACCACCUCUGCACCUUCCAACCCCAGAGGCCAACCCUCAGGAGGUCAAUGUGGUCCUUGAGGUGCUGGGCUCAGAUAUCCCCAUCAUGUCUCAAAAAAAGGGACAUGUCACAGGGACCCUUCAGAAGAGAGUGUCAGAGGAAACUGCAUGGAAAAUGGCAGGGCCCUCAGAAUCUCAGGAAGAAAGCCCCCACUUUAGGCCCCAGAGCUUUCCAGCACCCGCAUACCACUCGAGGCUUCAGAAAGCCCACUUUGGGCAGAACCUCCCUUCUGUGAUCCCUCAGGCUUCCCUUAAUGCCUCCCUGCCUCCCAGCGUCCAGGCAGAGGAGCCCUCCUGCCUGGCUGUCAACAGCCCCAGCCUCAAAGGCUCCCACUCCCCAGGGCCCUGCCCCAGUCCUGCAGAGUCCAUGGGGAAUCCUAAGGUCCAGAAGGAGCUGGGCACUGUGAGUACCUUGUUGGUAGACAGGGCCUCCUCCCCAAUACUCACGCUUAGUGCCAGCACCCAAGGAUUGGGGCUCUCCCCAGAUUCAUUGUCUCUCACAGCCCCCUCAGCUUGUCCUCUUGAAGGCCGCCAGAAUUUUGUCUCCAGUCCAGACCUUUUCCUUGAUUCCCCCAGGCCUCCAGUGGAUAAUUAUUCUCAAAUUGUUAAUGAGUCCGGUGACUCCCAAAGAGUGGGGGCUCCAUGUGGGGACGGUGGAAGUCCCUUAGAAAGGAGUGAUGGCAGUUCGCUCCUGGAGGUGAGGUCCCCGGUCAGUCCACCACAGAGCCCAAAACUCCAAGUCUGUUUCAUAGAGCAGCCCCCUCAGCAGCUUCACCCCAAGACCACCACCUUGGUCCAAAACAGACCACCACCACCCUCACUGAGGAGCCAGAGUCUGAGUCUGGCUGAUGACUUCGUGCCUGAGGACGUGGCUUCCUUGGAGUGUGGCUCGCUGAGCAGUAGGGAGCCAAGUGAAUGGCGGAGCAAGACAGAAAAUGAGGGUGAGCCACAACCCACUCUGGACUUUUCCUCUUCAAGAGGAGGCCUUCAUCACCUCAGACCCUGCCCUGUCUCUGAGUUGACUGCUACUGCAGGGCUCCGGGGUCCCACUUUGAGCCCUACCUGCCAAUCUGAGGUGCUACUGAGCUCCAGUUCCCAGGUAUGCAUGGCUGCUGAGCCCCAGCAUCACGGCCUGAGGGACUCCUCAGUGCAUAACAAAGUCAGUCAUUGGAGCGGGGUUCAGGAUGGCUCUCCUGGGGGGCUAGGUGUGGAGUCACUGGGAACCAGGUGUGAUCUUAGCUCUGGAAAGCAGGGACAGAAGCCCCUACAAUCUCCUGACAACCAGAGCCAGGAUCCUGAGUGGUCCCAGAGGGAGCAGAUCCCCUUGCAGAUUGGGGCCCAGAACCUCUCACUCAGCACAGAGCUCACAGAAGCGAAGUUGCACCACGGCUUUGGGGAGGCCGAUGCUCUGCUGCAGGUGCUGCAAAGUGGGACAGGGGAGGCACUUGCUGCUGAGGAGCCUCUGCAGUCCACCUGGGAGGAGCUCUUUGCCCGGCAAAAACAAACCAUUGAGGCCCUCCGGAGAGAGCGAGCUGAACGACUUCAGAACUUACACCAGACACGGAACCUCAGCCCCCAGAAACAACUGAGCCUCCUGCCCAACAGGGAUCUCCCCACCUGGGACCCCGGCCUACCCAGCAGGCGCCGAGAAUACCUGCAGCAGCUGAGGAAGGAUGUUGUGGAAACUACCAGGAGCCCAGGGUCGGCAUCACGGUCUGCUCACCCUGCCUCAGACAUAGCGCUGAUGCUGCAAGAAUACCAGCGCGCCCGCGAGGAGGCCAAGGUGGAGAUUGCCCGGGCCCGGACCCGGCUGCAGGAGCGGACCGAGCAGGAGAAGCUGAGAAUCCGCCAGCAGAUCAUCUCCCAGCUACUGAGGGAAGAAGAAAAGCUGCACACGCUGGCUGCCUCCAGCUCCCUGUCUACCAGCUCCAAUGGAAGCCUCUCCUCUGGUCUUACCUCUGGCUACAACAGCAGCAACGCCUUAUUGUCGGACCAGCUCCAGUCCCCAGACAGUGUGAGAGAGCAAGCAGGGGAGAGAGAGGAAGAGCAAGAGAAUCUUAAGCAGGCUUCACGCUCAGCUCAGCACAGAGCCCGAGGAGGGGAAUUGAUCCCAUGACCCUGGGAUCAUGACCUGAGCCGAAAUCGAGAGUCAGACGCUCAACUGACAAGGCAUCCAGGCUCCCCGCCCCUCCUAUUUAAAUCUUUGAUUCAUUUUGAAUAUAUAAGGUAUGGAUCCAACUUUAUUCUUUCCAGAUGGCUGUUGAGCUGUCUCUUUAACAUUUGAUUGUUCCUCUAGACAGCUUGCCUGUGCUUCACCAGUUUAGGAUGUCAACUUUUUUUUUUUAAGUUUAUUUAUUUAUUUUGAGAGAGAGAGAGCAUAAGCAGGGGAGGGGCAGAGAGAAAAGGGGAGAGAGAAUCCCAUGCUGGCUCCAUGCUGUCAGCACAGAGCCCGACACAGGGCUCAAUCUCACUAUCAUGAGAUCAUUAUCUGAGAUGAUAUCAAGAGUUGGAUGCUUAACCGACUGAGCCACAUAUGCGCCCCGAAAAGUUCUUUAUAAAGGGGCUAUUUUGAAGAUUAUGAUUCUGACUUUGGAAGAACAACACUGAUUGGCAGUGGAAGGAAUCACAUGUAAAAUUCUUUGCAUAAAAAUUUAUUGACUUAAGAAAAAAAGUUUUUGUAUGGGCAUACAUUUUCCUGUCUUUUGAGUAUAUACCUAGGAGUUGGGUUGAUGGGUCCAUAGAUGGGUGAAACUGUGUUUGACCAUUUGAACAAUCGGCAAACUAUUUUUCACAGAGGCUACACUACUCUAAAGCCCCACCAGCAGUGUGUGAGCACUGAAUUUCCCCCCAUGUUGACCAGCAUCUUUCUUUAUUAUAGUUGUCCUAGUGGAUGUGACAUGGUACCUCACUGUGGUUUUGAUUUGCAUUAUCCUAAUGGUUUUGAGCAUCUUUUCAUGUGUUUACUCUAGCUAUUUAUAUGUUUUCUUCAGAUAGAUGUCUUUUCAGACCUUUUGUCCAUUUUAUAAUUGGAUUAUCUUUUUAUUAAGUUUAAUAAUUUUUUUAUAUAUUGUACAAGUUCUUUAUCAGUUAUAUAUCUGGUUUGUAACAAUUGUGUCCCAUUCUUUGUAUUGUCUUUAUACUUUUUUGGUGAUGUCCUUUGAAGCACAAAUGUUUUGAUGCUGUUUGUUUUAUCUAUUUUUUCCUUUUAUUGCUUACACUCUUGGUUUCAUAUCUAAGAAAUUUUUGCCUAAUCCCCGGUCACAAAGAUUAUGCCUAUAUAGGCAAACAUACCUCCUAUUAUUGUGCUUUGCUUUAUUAUGCUUUGCAGGUAAUGCAUUUUUUUACAAAUUGAAGGUUUGGGCUGUGUAAGGCAAGUCUGUCCGCCAUGUUUCCAACAGCAUUUGCUCACUUUAUGUCUCUGUGUCCCAUUUUGGUAAUUCUUGAAAUAUUUCCAACUUUUUAAUUAAUAUAUUUGUUAUGACCGGUGAUCAAUGAUUAUGACUCAAAUAAUGGUUACAAUAUAAAUCUCAAAUAAUGGUUAGCAUUUUUUAUCAAUAAAGUAUUUUUUUAAAGUUUAUUUAUUUUGAGAGACCAUGAGCAGGGGCGGAGCAGAGAGAGAGGGGGAGAGAGAGAAUCCCAACCAGGUCUGUGCUGUCAGUGCAGAGCCCAACAAGGGGCUCGAUCUCACGACCAUGAGAUCAUGACCUGAGCCGAUAUCAAGAGUUGGAUGCUUAAGUGAGCCACUCAGGCACUCCAGCAAUAAAGUACUUUUAAUUAAGUUAUAUGCAUUGUUUAUUAUUAUUAUUAUUAUUAAUUCUAGAGAGCACAGGCAGGGGAGAGGGGCAGACGGAGAGAAAGAAUCUUUUUUUUAAACAUUUUUAAAAAAUGUUUAUUUUUGAGAGAGAAAGAGACAGAGUGUGAGCAGGGGAGGGGCAGAGAGAGAGGGAGACAGAAUCUUAAGCAGGCUCCAGGCUGUGUGCUGUCAGCACAAAGCCCGAUAUAGGGCUUGAACUCACAGACUGUGAGAUUAUGACCUGAGCUCAAGUUGGAUGCUUAACUGACUGAGCCACCCAGGCACCCCGAGCAAGGGAGAAUCUUAGGCAGGCUCCACUGUCAGCAUGGAGCCUGAUCCAUCCCACAAUUCUGGGAUUGUGUACCCAAGCCAAAAUCAAGAGUCAGAGGCUCAACUGACUGAGCCACCCAGGUGCCAUAUGUAUUGGGGGUUUUUUAAGAUGUAAAGAUAGCACACUCAGUAGAUUAUAAUAUAGUGUAAACAUAACUUUUAUAUGCACUGGGAAACAAAACAAUAAUCUGACUCACUUUAUUCCAGUGAUCUGGAACCAAACCCACAGUAUCUCCAAGGUGUGUCUGUAUUUUCUUUUAAUAGUUGUAUGCUGGGGCGCCUGGGUGGCUCAGUCAGUUAAGUGGCCGACUUUGGCUCAGGUCAUGGUUUCGCGGUCCGUGGGUUCGAGCCCCGUGUCAGACUCUGUGCUGACAGCUCAGAGCCUGGAGCCUGUUUCAGAUUCUGUGUCUCCCUCUCUCUGACCCUCCCCCGUUCAUGCUCUGUCUCAAAAGUAAACGUUAAAAAAAAUUUUUUUUAAUAAAAAAAUAAAAUAGUUGUAUGCUUUUAGUUCCUAGGUGUAGGUCUUUGAUCCAUUUUGAGUUAAUGUUUGUAUUUAGUGAGACAAAAUUAGGAGUUGAAUUUUGUUCUUUUGCAUGUGAAUAUCCACUUGUCCCACCACCAUUUGUUAGUAACUGUUAUUUCUCCCCCAUUGAAUUGUCUUGGUGCCCUUGUCAAAGAUGAAUUGACCAUAGAUGUAUGGAUUUAUUUCUGGACUCUGAAUUUAUGCCAUUGAAUUAUAUGUCCGUCCUUAUGUCAGUACCACUAUUUUGAUUACUGUAGCUUUGUAGUAAGUUUUGAAAUCAGGAGGUGUCCAACUUUAUUCUUUUGCAAGAUUGUUUUGGCUAUUCUGAGUCCCUUGAAUUUCCAUGUGAAUUUAGGGAUGAGCUUAUCAAUUUCUGCAAAGAAGUCAGGUGGGAUUUGGAUUUGGAUUUCAUUGAAUGUUUGUGUCAUUUUGGGGUGUAUUAAACAUCUUAAUAGUAAUGUCUUUUGAUCCAUGAAUGUGAAGUAUCUUUCCAUUUAUUCAGGUCUUCUUUGUUUUCAACACUGUUUUGUAGUUUUCAGAGUAUAAAUUUUGAAUUUGUUUUAUUCAAUUUAUUAAAUAUUUUAUUCCUCUGAUGCUAUUAUAAAUGGAAUUGUUAAUUUCAUUUUCAGUUUGUUAAUUGCUACUCUGUUUAUUUUUGUGUACUGAUCUUGUUUCUUGUACCCUUGCUGAGUUGAUUUUUUUAUUAGCUCUAAUAGUUUUUUAGUAGCUUCCUUAGGACAUUCUGUAUACAAGAUCAUAUCAUCUG